This is a messenger RNA of Closterium sp. Naga37s-1, 3813 nucleotides long. NCBI's taxonomy places the organism in Eukaryota, Viridiplantae, Streptophyta, Zygnematophyceae, Desmidiales, Closteriaceae. The record is from the annotation of a GenBank genome assembly.
AUGCAUCGAGCAUGUCGGCACUUCUUGCUCCUCAUGGCUCUGCUGCUGCUGGAUGUCGACAAAUGGACGGACCAGAUCGUGCCUGGUGGGAAUCGGACGGACGGGAAGCUAUCGAGGGGCGUGCUGCUGUGUGCAGCAGGCAUCAUUGCAAAGAGCGACCUCACUAUGUGUGUGGCUGAUGGGGGGCUUGCUGGUACAGAUUCUGCUGGUAUGGAUGCUGCUGGUGGGGAGUUUGCUGCGGCUGGAGGAGUGGAAGAGGGAGGAGGAGUGGGGUACGGUGCGGCAGGAACAGUGCCUGGGGGUGAUUGGGGAGGAGGGGAGCAGGAGCAGCAGCCGAGUUACGUACCAGACGGAGCCAAGUCAGUGAAGUGCAGGAAGAAGAUCGUCAUAUCACUUGCUGUCUCCAACGGUCAUACGCUAGGCACGGAGGCAAUAGAGGCAGUGCUGACUCGCGUGAGUGACAGCACAGGUGCUGCUGGUGGGAGAUCCGGAGGCAGCGGCAAAGGAGAUAACAGCAGCGAGGGAGCGAAUGGAGGAGGAGGGGGAGAAAACAGCACCAAGGAAGGGUACGGAGGAGGAGGGAAUGGCACAGUGGCAGGAGGGGGAGGCGGAGGAGGGGGGGGAAGGGGAGGAGGGGUAGGAAAGGGAGGGGAGGGAACGGAGAGGCGGUUAGCAGACCCUGUGAAAAUUACUGUGGUGAAGACGCCAGUCUAUGCCGUGUACCCUCUCACGUUCCUGCAGUCCUUCAAUGGCCGGCCGUACGAGGUGGUGGUGACUACAACGGGGUGCAGGGACGGUGCCUAUGACAGCGAUCCCACAUGCGGCUGGUUCCUCUACCCAGACGGCUCCAGGGUUCCCAAUAGCCAGGGGUUCUGCUGCAGUUGCAGUGGGGGUGACACGUGGAAGGACUCCAUUGGUCUGGACAAUCCGCAGCAGUUCAGGGCUGACCUGGACUGCAGCCUGUGGCGGCAGAAGCUGUUCUUUGGAGGAGUGCCCUCCAGCUCUCACUGCCUUCGAUUCAACGACACCUGGUACCCCACGUACCGCAUAGGCGUGGCGUCUCUGGUGUUCCAGAUCCAAAUCACCAUCAGCAAGCUUCUCUCUGACUCGCACGAGCAGGAAACGCUCAUACUAUCCCCCACGGCCCCAGUCGCAGUGAACCCCUCUCAAUCACUCUCAGCCACUCUGGUGGGGGACUUUUUGACCUACACGCAGCUGCCCAACCUGAGCGACCGCCUGCUCUCCGUGCCCCUGCAGCCUGGCUCCCCCACGUUCGGUCGUUUCACUUCUGACACUUCAGGCUGGCUGCUGGUGGACAAGGAGCGCUACUCGCUGGACGGCAGCGAGUGCAGCAAGGUGGGCACCAGCUUCAGCGCCUUCCGCUUCGAGCCCGACCGAUGCCAGCGCUCUGUUGGUUCCUGCCUCUCAAAUCAAUUACUGGACUUCGCCCAGGAGGACGCCCAGCGAGUGGCGCAGGGCCUAGACCCCAUUCACGCGCUGUCGUCGCUCGGGCCGAUCACCACCCUGGAAAGCCCCAACGGCUCUCUCAGUAUCGCUCUCGUGGUGACUCAGCGACUCAACUCCCUCAUCACCCUCGAAAUUGCUGCUGAUGACGUCACCUUCAUCAAGAACAGGAGCCCCGGGCGCAUAGUGUCGGUGGCAGUGCCUCUCUUUGAGGCCAUGUCGAGUGAGGGCAGGGUGAACAUCAGGAUUGCCAACAAUGGCUCUCUGGAUGCAGACUUCACCCUCACGAUUCAGAAUUGCUCCUCAGGGGUUCUCCCAAUACCAGCACAGGAGCGCAGCAUAGCAGCAGGAGCAACAACCAGCUUCACCUUUCUGCUGCAACUCCAAGAUUCCCUUGCCUCGCAACGCUCCUGCCUUGUGGUCCUAUAUGACGCCAUCUCAUCAGUUGCUGACGUGGCACCCCUCGCCUUCACCACCAACGCCACGGUGGACAACCGCGGGGCGCAGAGCGGGCAGUCGGACGGAAAGGCCAUCCAGAACACCACGCUCUUCUCCCCUCGCCCUGGCUCCUCCUCCUCUUCUUCCUCCAAUUCGCGUUCGAGUGACAGCACUUGCAGUUUGUUGUGUGAUCCCUCAAUCUUUUCCUACCCUCCCCCACCCCUUAUGUGGCCCAUAUUCACCCCACCCCAUGUUACCUCUUCCCCUUCCCCGCUCAUCACCCCUGCUUCAUCGCUCUGGUGUGCUCCUCCCCGCCCUCGCCCUCCCCUUCUUCCUCCUGCACUCUCCUCACAAGAUCCUCUUACCCUCGCUCACCCCCCAUCUCCCAAUACCACCCCUCACCCCCUGUUCCCUCCCCGUCCUGCAGCUCUCGUCACCUUGGCCCUGCUUCAUCGCUCUGGUGUGCUCCUCCCCGCCCUCGCCCUCCCCUUCUUCCUCCUGCACUCUCCUCACAAGAUCCUCUUACCCUCGCUCACCCCCCAUCUCCCAAUACCACCCCUCACCCCCUGUUCCCUCCCCGUCCUGCAGCUCUCGUCACCUUGGCCCUGCUUCAUCGCUCUGGUGUGCUCCUCCCCGCCCUCGCCCUCCCCUUCUUCCUCCUGCACUCUCCUCACAAGACCCUCUUACCCUCGCUCACCCCCCAUCUCCCAAUACCACCCCUCACCCCCUGUUCCCUCCCCGUCCUGCAGCUCUCGUCACCUUGGCCCUGCUUCAUCGCUCUGGUGUGCUCCUCCCCGCCCUCGCCCUCCCCUUCUUCCUCCUGCACUCUCCUCACAAGACCCUCUUACCCUCGCUCACCCCCCAUCUCCCAAUACCACCCCUCACCCCCUGUUCCCUCCCCGUCCUGCAGCUCUCGUCACCUUGGCCCUGCUUCAUCGCUCUGGUGUGCUCCUCCCCGCCCUCGCCCUCCCCUUCUUCCUCCUGCACUCUCCUCACAAGACCCUCUUACCCUCGCUCACCCCCCAUCUCCCAAUACCACCCCUCACCCCCUGUUCCCUCCCCGUCCUGCAGCUCUCGUCACCUUGGCCCUGCUUCAUCGCUCUGGUGUGCUCCUCCCCGCCCUCGCCCUCCCCUUCUUCCUCCUGCACUCUCCUCACAAGACCCUCUUACCCUCGCUCACCCCCCAUCUCCCAAUACCACCCCUCACCCCCUGUUCCCUCCCCGUCCUGCAGCUCUCGUCACCUUGGCCCUGCUUCAUCGCUCCGGUGUGCUCCUCCCCGCCCUCGCCCUCCCUCUCACCCCCCAUCUGCCCAAUAUUACCCCCCACCCCCCUUACUUUCCUACUUUCCCCCAGCUCUUAUCACCCUCGCCAUGCUUCAUCGAUCCGGUGUGCUCCUCCCCGCCCUCGCCCUCCCCUUCUCCCUCCUGCACUCCGCUCUCAAGGCCCUCCCCCCUCCCCCCUCCGCCUCACCCUCUCUUCUCCCGCCGGAUCCUGCUGCUGCUGGGGAAGGGGGGGCGCAAGGGAAUGGGGUGGGGGGAACGCAUGAGAGUGGGGCGGUUUGGGCCACUCCUGGUGGUGGGUAUGAAGAGGGUAUGGGUAAAGGGAAAAAGGGAAAGAAAGGGAGGAAAGAAAAAGGGAAAGGGAAGAUGGAGGAAGGGGAUGAGGAGGUGGAGGAGGGUGGGAUGGAGGAUGGAGGGGAGGGAAGUGGGGGUGAAAUGGGGGGGAGGCGGUACGGCAAUAGUGUGUGUAUAUUUGUGGAUGGUGGAAGGAGAGGGUCCACUUUGGCUGUUGGACCGGGAAUGGAUGAGGUUCCUGGUUCUGGGCUCCACAGCCCUUCGGCCAUCCAUUGUGCAUCAUCGACAGCUGCACCGUCCAUGUCGGCACCAUCAACAUCUGCACCGUCCACGUAG